UCAUACACAUGCAACUAAACAUCUGACCUCUGACCAUGACAUUGUCUGAAUGUGUCGCAAUGAAUGUUGUGUGGACAUUUUGGUAAAAUCAGCUUUCAGGUAGCUGGCUACGACGAAAGCAAGUAAACAGUUUGUGAAAUUCUGAACAUGUUUUGAGAGGGAAAAUAUCUAAGUCACACUGCUCGAGACUUCCUACUGUUAAUAACAGUGCGCCGUGGUGCGUGCCGUUUCGCCCCGUAAACAUCGUUGCGUGAGUGAGUGGGUGUGUGACUGUGCAUCUUGGCUGAUGGUAAAACCGUAUGGAAGUUUGACAGCAUGUAAAGAGUGCCAUAUUGUGAUUGUACAUUCUCAUUCGGUGAGCAUAUUGAAGGCAUUUUGAAUUGGUACGACGAGUAGGCCCCUAUCCUACGGAGCUUACUACAAUCCCGUCUUUUGACGUUUUGUUUCUUGUCAUGGCAGAUAUGGCAGCUGAUUCUGAUGCUGCUCACUUUCAAGAAGACAACAAGGGACUUGAAAAAGAUGAAGGUCCAGUCUUGACAAACGGAUCAUCACACACGCCACUGAUUCCACAAUACCAAGGUGUUGACACUAGCUUCGCAGCUGAUGACGGUGGUGAGGAAACAACAGAAAGACCAGAUGAAGAAAACGAUAAUAACGAUGAGAGUCUGGAUUACAGUGAUGGGGAUGGUGGAAACACUGAAGGAAACUAUGAUGUUAACAGUGAUAAAAACAGUGGCGGAGACAGCUUGAGUGAAUCUGGAAGCUACUCACCAAACGCUGACCAGCUUGGUGAUGAAGACGAUUCCCUUCUAGAGCAAGGUACAUACAGAACGCGCCCCGUUGUAGAUGAGCCUGAUUUCAUAGAGGUGGGUCAUAUUAAUGAGGGGAAUCUUGAGGAAGAUGACCUUGACCAAGUCCAGGGUGAUCCCAAUCAGUUUAUGGACGACCCGAUCGACCACGCUGUGCAUGACAUGUGCGAUGAUAGUGAGAGUGAUUUAGGAAGCUAUCAUAUCAACUCUGACAAUGAUGAGGUCGAUGGGGACGCUGAUAGUGAACUCAGCGAUGCUGAGUAUGACAUGAGUAGUGGUGUGGACUCGGAUGAGGCUGAUAAUACUGUGGAGCUAUUGAGAGUAAAGUAUAACACCAGGCAAGAUAAUCCUAUACUGCCAGACACUGUGAGCGUGCUGGAAGUACAGGGUGGUGGCAAGGUGUAUUUAGUCGGCACGGCGCACUUCAGCGAGAAAAGCCAACAAGAUGUUGCUGAGAUAAUACAAGCUGUCCAACCUGAUGUUGUCAUGGUGGAGCUGUGUAAAGGACGUCUUAGUAUCUUACAGCUGGAUGAGGAAACAUUACUUGAAGAAGCUAAAGAUCUGAACAUAGAGAAACUCCGGAUUUCUAUCAAGCAGCAUGGGAUCAUCGGUGGUGUAAUGCAGGUUUUAUUGCUACACAUGUCGGCUCAUCUCACUAAGGAGCUAGGUAUGGCACCUGGAGGAGAGUUCAGAAGGGCUUUCAAAGAGGCACAGAAAGUUCCAGGCUGCAAAGUUCAUCUUGGUGAUAGACCCAUUCAGAUUACUCUGAACAGAGCCAUGGGUGCAUUGACAAGCUUCCAGAAGCUACGCUUAGCUUGGUGUCUUCUCACCAGUAAAGACCCAAUCACUCCUGAAGAUGUGGAACGCUUCAAGCAGAAAGAUCUCUUGAUGGAACUACUGGAGGAGAUGAUGGGGGAGUUCCCUGCGUUGAGUCGGGUCUUUGUGUCGGAGAGAGACGUCUUCUUAGCCAACUCACUCAGGGUGUGUUCCCAACCAAUGUCACAUCCAAUGUAUGGGGGUUUGGUGAAUCCAGUUGUAGUUGGUGUUGUAGGAAUUGGUCAUAUGCCAGGCAUUACAGAGCAGUGGAAUAAAGCUGCAACGUUAGAAGAAAUCAAACAACUUAUGCGUGUUCCUCCACCGUCUAUGUCAGGGCGUGUGCUACGCUGGAGUUUGAGAGCUUCAUUGAUCGGGGUUCUGGCUUGGGGAUGCUACAAGUGCAUCAGAUGGAGUGGUGUUACAGAUGGUCUGUUGUAGUCAAGAAUGCCAUCAAGGUAACCAUUUAGUAACCAGGGACCAACUCCAUAAAGCCUGUAAGCAUAAACACUUACUUAGCUUGAAAAACUUUUACUUAGCAAUAAUGGGUUACCAACCAGAGUACCAUUCAGUUACCAUUACUGUGACUUGUAUACUGGUAAUUUUUUGCUUAGCUAAGAAAUUUGCUAAGCAGAAUUUUCUUCUGCUUACCAGCUUUAUGAAAUUGGGCCCUAAUGUGUCCAGAAUGUAUGAAAUUACACUAAAGAGAACCUGACAUUAUUGGGUAAGAAAUCCAUCUAGAUAACCUUUAAAGAUGUAAGGUUCUUUAUUUUGCUGGUUAGGCCCAAAAAUGGUAAAUUUUCAAUAGCUGUUUUUAAAGAUUCAGGAAAGUUAUCUAUGCUUUUAAUAUGGUGUUGCACAAAUAAAUUUGCCAAUGGUAAAGGUGGUGGUUAAUUAACAACUUCUUCUUAGCAACUAAAAAUUAAUUAUUGCACAAUCCCGACACACCGUGGCACAAUAACAAUAGUUUUUGUAGGUUUUCACUUUGUCAAAAGUUGUUCAGAGAUAAAAAAUUAAUAAACUUAUUUCGACCAAAAUCGGGCCUGCAACUUUAAUCAAGGUGUCUUAAAGGCGCUGGACACCUUUGGUAAUUUUCAAAGACUAGUCUUCUCACUUUGCUUACCUCAGCAUAUGCAUAAA
Asterias rubens (European starfish) is the source of this 2762-nucleotide messenger RNA. Its product is annotated as traB domain-containing protein-like. The transcript has 8 exons. The record is from RefSeq and is a predicted model, not a curated record. The coding region runs from base 453 to 2063 and encodes 536 amino acids. NCBI's taxonomy places the organism in Eukaryota, Metazoa, Echinodermata, Asteroidea, Forcipulatida, Asteriidae.